UGGGCGGACAGCGGGUCCCUGGCCGCGGGAGCGACUCCGCGCCCCGCGGAUGCGCCCGGCGCGCCCCGAGCAGUCCCCGCGCCACCGCCGGGCCGUCUGGCCGCCCGGGAAGCCCCGCGCCCGCCUGGACCAGGCUGCCCAGAUGCGGGCGCCACUCUGCCUGCUGCUGCUCGUCGCCCACGCGGUGGACAUGCUCGCCCUGAACCGAAGGAAGAAGCAAGUGGGCACUGGCCUGGGGGGUAACUGCACGGGCUGUGUCAUCUGCUCGGAGGAGAAUGGCUGCUCCACCUGCCAGCAGAGACUCUUCCUGUUCAUCCGCCGGGAAGGAAUCCGCCAGUACGGCAAGUGUGUGCACGAUUGUCCCCUCGGCUUCUUCGGCAUCCGCGGCCAGGAGGUCAACAGGUGCAAAAAAUGCGGGGCCACGUGUGAGAGCUGCUUCAGCCAGGACUUCUGCAUCCGGUGCAAGCGGCGGUUCUACCUGUACAAGGGGAAGUGCCUGCCUAGCUGCCCGCCAGGCACCCUGACCCACCAGAACACACGCGAGUGCCAGGAGGAGUGUGAACUAGGCCCCUGGGGCAGCUGGAGCCCCUGCACGCACAACGGGAAGACCUGUGGCUCCGCCUGGGGCCUAGAGACCCGGGUUCGAGAGGCUGGCCGGGCCGGGCGGGAGGAGAUGGCGACCUGCCAGCUGCUGUCUGAGUCAAGGAAAUGUCCCCUCCAGAGGCCCUGCCCAGGAGAGAGAAGCCCCCGCCAGAAGAAGGGCCGGAAGGACGGGCGCCCGCGCAAGGAUAGGAAGCUGGAGCGCAGGCCCGACGGGAGGUUGCGCCAACCCGGUGCUGCGCAGUGACCGCCUCGCUCUCGGCCCAGCCCCUACGGUGGCCUCCGCAGCCUCCUUUUCCAUCCGCCCUUCUCGUUCUCCCUUCCCCUCUCUUCUUUUCCUGAGCAGGCUAACUUUUUUUCUGUUUUCUUCCAUCUCUGUUCUCCUCUCCUCCCUCUUCCCUCC
Sciurus carolinensis (gray squirrel) is the source of this 1003-nucleotide messenger RNA. RefSeq names its product R-spondin 4 (gene Rspo4). Lineage: Eukaryota; Metazoa; Chordata; Mammalia; Rodentia; Sciuridae. Bases 50 to 847 code for a protein of 265 amino acids. The transcript is spliced from 5 exons. The record is from RefSeq and is a predicted model, not a curated record.